AUGGGUUUACAACAACGUAGAUUACCAUCUUUAUUAUUAACAACCACAACAACCUCAACCCUUACUUCAUUACAAUCAUUACCACAAACACCUCAAUCACCAAUCAAAAAAUCAAAUCUUACUUGCACUUUUUCAGAAUUGCCAAAUUGGAUGAAAGAUAACAGUGCCAUCAUUAGAGGAUAUAGGUUACCAACAUUCUCAUACAUUAAAUGCAUAAACUCGUUAUUUUAUCUCCAUAAUGAAAGUGUGAAUAUUUGGUCUCAUUUUGUUGGAGCAAUGAUAUUUUUGGUUCUUUCAAUUUUCUCUUUUCUUUAUUUCAAAACAGAACCAACAAUUGAAUUCUUUGAAACUGUGGUUUGCGCAAGUUGGAAUAGAUGUGAUUACGUUGGAAUUGUUGCUUUAAUUGUUGGAUCAAAUGUUCCUUUGGUAUAUUAUGGUAUGGUUUGA
Molecule: messenger RNA, 447 nt
Organism: Entrophospora sp. SA101
Lineage: Eukaryota; Fungi; Glomeromycota; Glomeromycetes; Entrophosporales; Entrophosporaceae
Source: the annotation of a GenBank genome assembly